Molecule: messenger RNA, 1638 nt
Organism: Rhodotorula toruloides NP11
Lineage: Eukaryota; Fungi; Basidiomycota; Microbotryomycetes; Sporidiobolales; Sporidiobolaceae
Product: malic enzyme
Exons: 10
Coding region: 1-1638 (545 amino acids)
Biological process (GO): malate metabolic process; pyruvate metabolic process
Cellular component (GO): mitochondrion
Molecular function (GO): NAD binding; malate dehydrogenase (decarboxylating) (NAD+) activity
Source: RefSeq, a predicted model, not a curated record
AUGCCCGCACACUUUGCCCCCUCCCAGCCCCUCCAAGGCGGCCCCUCUCCCUCCCAACUCGGACCAAAAGAACUCCUCAUCGAGCGCGCCCUCACCCGCCUCCGCUCGAUCCCGAACGAUUUGGAGAAAUAUACCUUCCUCGCUGGAUUGAGGGGGAGGAACCCGGAUGUGUUUUAUGGAUUGGUUGGGGGGAACAUGAAGGAGUGUUGCCCGAUCAUCUACACCCCCGUCAUCGGUCUCGCAUGCCAAAACUGGUCCCUGAUCCACCCUCCCCCGCCCGAAUCAGACCCAACCAUCGACGCCCUCUACCUCUCCUACUCGGACCUCCCGAACCUCCCCCAACUCAUCGGCGGACUCAAGACUCGUCUCCCGCACGACCAGAUGCAGAUCAGUGUCGUCACUGAUGGGUCGCGCGUGCUUGGACUUGGAGAUUUGGGCGUCGGAGGGAUGGGAAUCUCGCAGGGUAAACUCAGUCUGUACGUCGCAGCAGGCGGAGUGAACCCGAAAGCUACCCUGCCCAUCGCCAUCGAUUUCGGAACCGACAACGAGACGUUGCUUGCGGAUCCGCUUUAUGUCGGACAGAGGAUCAGGAGGUUGUCGCAGGAAAAGUGCCUCGAAUUUAUGGAGGUGUUUAUGAGGUGUAUGCAUGAGACGUUCCCGAAUAUGGUCAUCCAACACGAAGACUGGCAGACUCCGCUCGCGUUCCCGCUCUUGCACAAGAACCGCGACUUGUAUCCGUGCUUCAACGACGACAUCCAAGGCACCGGCGCCGUAGUCCUCGCCGGCGCGAUCCGCGCCUUCCACCUGAACGGCGUCGCGCUCAAGGACCAGAAGAUCCUCUUCUUCGGCGCGGGGUCGUCGGGCGUUGGGGUCGCCGAGACGAUCUGCAAGUACUUUGAGCUGCAGGGGAUGAGCGAGGACGAGGCCAAGAGCAAGUUUUGGCUCGUGGAUUCCAAGGGCCUCGUCGCGCACAACCGAGGCGACACCCUCCCCUCGCACAAGAAGUACCUCGCGCGCUCCGAGCCCGACGCGCCGAAGCUCCGCACGCUCAAGGAGGUCGUCGAGCAUGUCCAGCCGACUGCGCUGCUGGGGUUGUCGACUGUCGGUGGGACGUUCACGAAGGAGAUUCUCGAGGCGAUGGCAACCUACAACAAGCGCCCGAUCGUCUUUGCGCUCUCGAACCCCGUCGCCCAAGCCGAAUGCACUUUCGAAGAAGCGGUCGAAGGGACAGACGGGCGCGUCUUGUAUGCGAGCGGGAGCCCGUUCGACCCGGUCGAGUACAAGGGCAAGAGGUAUGAACCGGGUCAGGGGAACAAUAUGUACAUCUUCCCCGGCCUCGGAAUCGGAGCGAUCCUCGCGCGCGUCUCCAAGAUCCCCGAAGAACUCGUCCAUGCUUCGGCGCAGGGUCUCGCCGACUCGCUCACGCCCGAGGAGACGGCUCGCCACCUCCUUUACCCGGACAUCGAGCGCAUCCGCGAAGUCUCGAUCAAGAUCGCCGUGACCGUCAUCCAAGCCGCGCAAAAGCUCGGGGUCGACCGCAACGAGGAGCUGCGCGGCAAGUCGAGUGCCGAGAUUGAAGCGUACGUCAGGAAGGGGAUGUAUCAUCCGCUUUUGGAGGCGGAGCAGCAGGCGCAGUAG